AUGACUCUGGGUUACGAUCUCUUCCGCAGUUACGUUAGUUUCCUAGUUGAUCAAAACAAAUCCACUACUGCCAGUCGAGAAGAAGUGAAAGAUCCCCAUUUAAAAGUGAUACAACGUGUACUGCAGCAGACAACAACGGGGGAAAACUUUGUUAUUUCACCUGCGCAAGCUUUAAAUUUAUAUGAAAAUCUUCAAAUUAACGAAAAAUUCCGAUUCCUUAAAACAUCUUCGCCCAACAUAGAUACACACAACGUCUGUGAUUUUCCCAUAAGGAAUACUACUCUGCUUACAUCCAGCAAAGAUUUAUGCCAAGCGAUUACCUUAAAAGCCAGAUGGUCAUUUAAUUUUCAAACACGCGAUAUACAUAAAGGAGUUUAUCAUGCGAAUAAUGCGAAUAAUACAAAGGAAAUUAAACAAAUUCAUGUCGAUUUUAUGCGUAAAGAUGAUAUUUUCCGCAGUGGUUAUCUUGAGCCCAUACAAGCCAAUGUCUUGGAAUUGCCAUUACAAUUUAAAUCAAUUAAACUUUUCAUUAUUUUACCAAAGUAUUUACAGGACUUAAGUGCCGUAAGAAGGAAGCUUUACGAAAAUCCUGAAUUAUUAUACUUUUGCACCGGAAAUGUGAUGAAAAUGCAACUCGUAAGAGUUUUAAUGCCAAAAUUUCAUAUUUUUUAUGAAUGGGAUCUGAAAUCGCUUUACGACGAAAUUUACUCAGAACAUCUCGGAAGUCAUGCAAAUAUUCUGCAGUCAUGCGAUUUAAUAUUCAACGAACACGGAAUUGGGAGAUACGACACCGCCACGGUUAUGUUUUGGAAUAUUUACUCAUAUCUACGCUUAUCGCCAGCAGUAUUUGAUAUUAAUCAACCGUUUCUAUUUAUGAUAACCGAUCAGGAAGGCAUACAAUUUUUUGGACAAGUAGUUGACAUUUAA
Glossina fuscipes is the source of this 927-nucleotide messenger RNA. Its product is annotated as serine protease inhibitor 27A-like. Lineage: Eukaryota; Metazoa; Arthropoda; Insecta; Diptera; Glossinidae. The record is from RefSeq and is a predicted model, not a curated record. The transcript has 5 exons. Bases 1 to 927 code for a protein of 308 amino acids. Gene Ontology annotation, molecular function: serine-type endopeptidase inhibitor activity.